CCUCUCCUCUCCCCCCAUUGUCCACACGCAUAAACAAGCAACCAACACCUACUCCAUCUAACUAAUUGUACACCAUCUUUAUAUUUACACACACACAAACACACCUCCAUCUCCGUUUCCAUUUCAUCAAGAGGCAAAGAGGAGGAAGAGAGCAAUCGAGCUACCCCCAAUCCAUUAGCAUAUACUCACUCACUCAAGCUCAUCAAAGGUAUCAUCAUCAUCUUCAUCAUCAUCAUCAAGAGAGGCAGGACAGGUUAGCUAGAUAGAUAGCCAAAAGAGAGAGAUUCAGUCUGUACAUCUUUGAGAAGGAAGAAUCAGAAGCAGCAGCAGCAAUGAGCAGUGGUGGUGGCUCCUCUCCAACAUCAUCCCCUUCUGUCUGCUCCAGAUCAUGGUCUAUCAGUGAGGAUUCUCUGAAGAGGUACGUGAGCUACGCGAGCGAGAGCUGCAUCCAGGAGCUCCUCGCCGCGUCGGACUCCGGCGCCGGCCAUGGCGGCGACGGCGGCGGCGGCGGCGGCGGCGGCGACGACGGGUGGAAGGUGCUGGCGUACUGCAACGGCGUGGAGAUAUCGAAGCGGCGGGCCGGGGCGGCGCACGUGUUCCGGAGCCGGUGGCUGCUGCACGCCGUCUCGCCGGGGAAGUUCAUGGCCGCCGCCAACGCCGUCGACGCCGCCAAGCAGUGGGAGUCAGAGCUGGUGGAUGCGAGGUACAUCAAGGAGCUGGGCGACGACCUGAGCAUCAUCCACCUCAAGCUCGGCGACGCCUCCAAGCGGCCGGCGGGGCUGUCCCGCCGGCGCGACGUGGUGGUGUACGAGCGGCGGCAGACCAUGGACGACGGCACGCUGGUGGUGGCCGUGGCGUCGCUGCCCAAGGAGAUCGCGGCGGGCCUGCUGCCGCCGGACGCCAGCUCCAGGGCGUGCGGCCGCGGCCUGCUGCUGCAGUCCGGCUGGGUCGUCGAGAAGCAGCCCGACGGCGGCGACCCCUCCUGCUGCGUCGUCACCUACGUCGUGCAGCUCGACCCGGCCGCCGGGUGGCUCCCGCGCUGCUUCGUCAGCCGCCUCAACAGCAAGCUCGUCAUCAUGAUCGUCGCCAAGCUCAAGAAGAUGGCCCUCGCCACCAUGCACUCCGGCGGCAUCAUCGCCGCCGACGACGAGGGCGACGAGCUGCCAUGCAUGAGAAAUUAAGCAGCUUGAUUAGCCUGAUGUGUCGUCGUGUUCGUUGUUACGUGCAGUAAAUACGAUUUUGUAGAAGGGUGAUGUCUUCACUGCUAGCCUUGGAGCUGCCAUGCCAUGCAUGAGAUCAGCGUUCGUCUCUCUCUAUAUAAAUAUAUAUGAACUUAAUUAAUUUCGAGAGAGUGUGAGAUCAAACUGUUGGUGUGUUCUGUAGUGUAUGUAUAUAUAAAUCAAUUACUGUACCUCAAUUUUGCGUCUUGCAGUAGGAGGAGAUAUCGUAUGUACUACGUAUCUGCAGUUUUGUCAAAUUAAAUGUGUCGCAAGUUCGUCAUGGAUCGAUCGAGUUUUAAUUAUGGUGAAGUCCGGUGCUCACUCUCGAUCGCAUCUAUGCGUAAAAUCAUAUGAAA
Molecule: messenger RNA, 1576 nt
Organism: Oryza brachyantha (malo sina)
Lineage: Eukaryota; Viridiplantae; Streptophyta; Magnoliopsida; Poales; Poaceae
Exons: 3
Coding region: 333-1181 (282 amino acids)
Molecular function (GO): lipid binding
Source: RefSeq, a predicted model, not a curated record